UACUAGAGAGAAAUAUCAGUGGAAAUAAAAACAACACUCCUUGUUUUUGCUUAUGAAAAAUAGACCAAAUAUAUUAACAGUGCAAAAAGGUGCAUCAGUUAUACUGGUCUAACAUAAUAUGGUACGAAAAGGAAUAUUCAAAAUAUGGAUUUUUUUCUAACAUUAUGUUUUUACAUAUGUUUAUACACAAUAAAACCAUAGGAACCGUAAGAUAAAUCGUUGUUAAGGUGGAAAUACGUGUUUAGAGAUUCCGAUCAGACUUUUAGAAUAUCAAAGCACAACGUAGUACGUACCAAAGGCAAUGAAUCGGGAAACGCCCAACCUGUCUGAGGAUGAUGAUUCAAUGCGAAAGAUGUCGCCUCACAACAACCGCCGCCGACGACCUGCCGGCGAAGUGCUUCAGCGCUUUAUCGUCGGCACAACAGCCACGUGCACGCUCGUCAAUUGCAGUAUGCUAAUUAUAUCCACAGCGGCAGGCCGUUGGUUAUUCGGGUCAGUGUGCUGUCAGCUGUUUGGUUUGGUCAGUCAAGCGCUUGUCGCUGCGUCCGCCUGGAUGAUCACAAUUUACGCCAUUGAAAGAUUCACAUUUCAUCUAGUUCCAGUGGAGUACGCGUCCUUGUUCUCGGAGAUAAACACACGGAUCCUUGUGUGCGGCACGGACUUCUGCCUGCUGGUCCUCCACACCGCCCCACUUUACGGCUGGGGGGAGUACUCGUCCUACAGAGGUGGAAUGCCAAUAUCUGUUUUGCAUUGGAAAAAUAAUACAAGUAACUCGUCUAACAGCUUUGAAUACCUAUCAAACAGUGCACAUCAAAUAGUUGAACAACACGCACAAACAAACGACCAUACAGACUCUAAUGUGGAGCCAAGUGACUUGGUAAUGCCACAACCACAAGUAUACGGGGCUGUAGUCGUGUACAUAUUCAAUAAGUUGUACGGCUGUGAUGUAAGACUUAUAGCAGUCCCCUUCUUUCAACUACUCCUGCGUUGUCCUACAAACACCCACUUGAAGCAUGUACUAAGAGACUACACAAACAGUGUUUUAGGAAGUACUUUCAGGACACGGCUUACAGAUUUUCUGCAUACCCAUUCGGUUAUAGGAGUUUCAACUAAUCUGGAAUUCUAUAUCAAUCCAAACGAUCUGCAAGCCUAUCAAGAAACCUAUAUAUCAUAUCAGGAACUUGGCAUUUGUAGCCUGGACUGUUCGCCAAUCAAUCCGUCAGUGACGUCAUGGUUAACCGUGGUUAUCAUGACUACCACGUGUCUACCAUACGUUAUUUGCGCUGUGUUAGCCGCCAUUUUGUACCGCUCAGUGCGCGCUCAGUCACCCAACGCGCAUGUCACACCAGUGUGCCUUUCACUAUUGUCUGGCUCUGUGUUUGGUGUUCUCACUUCAGGGGUGUAUUAUUACACGGCUGUGCUCAUUUCUCGUUCCGUGUUUGUUCAUACAACUCUGCAGAUUGUUGCACACCUGCUCUAUUUUACAAACUGUGUUUGGUUUAUACUCAGUAACUUAUUGUCAAAAGUUUGCACAAAACCCCACAAACUUCUGUGACAAUACGGAGAUGUCUAUGGAUUAACAGUGCCAU
This is a messenger RNA of Mya arenaria, 1589 nucleotides long. RefSeq lists its product as uncharacterized. The coding region runs from base 302 to 1555 and encodes 417 amino acids. The record is from RefSeq and is a predicted model, not a curated record. Lineage: Eukaryota; Metazoa; Mollusca; Bivalvia; Myida; Myidae. The transcript has 5 exons.